Messenger RNA from Sitophilus oryzae (rice weevil), 1348 nucleotides. RefSeq names its product EARP-interacting protein homolog. The transcript has 6 exons. NCBI's taxonomy places the organism in Eukaryota, Metazoa, Arthropoda, Insecta, Coleoptera, Curculionidae. The record is from RefSeq and is a predicted model, not a curated record. The coding region runs from base 204 to 1328 and encodes 374 amino acids. Gene Ontology annotation, biological process: protein ubiquitination. Gene Ontology annotation, molecular function: protein binding.
AGUUUCAAUUUAUUUAUUUCUAAAAAAAUAUUAUUUUAAUUUCUAUCAUAAGUUUUAUAAAAUAAUAUAAGGAUUACGGAAAUUGAAUUUAGAAAGCUCAUAUUACUUAUGAGUAACGUAUAAUCACUAUUAUUUCCAAGUAUUAUAACACUAAAGUUGUUCCUAUUAUUUCUACUUAUUAUUUUUGUUAUAUAGACUGUAAAAUGAGUAACGAAAAUUCUGUUAUAUACGGACUUGAGUUUCAGGCUCGUGCAUUGGCUCCCCAGUUGGCAGAAACUGAAAAAAUCUGCUUUAUUAUCGGAACUCAGUCCUUAAAGCAAACAAACAAUCAAAUCCACUUGGUAGAAUUCAACGAAGAAAUCUCCACAGUUAAAAAAUCCGUUUUCCAUCAUUCCGAAGGGGAAAUAUGGAAAAUAACAACGAGCCCUUUAGAAGCCUCAAAGUUAGCUACAUGCUAUAACGUUAUAUCCGGGGGCAAUACCUGUUCUUUUAAAACAGCAAUAUUAAAACUGCCUGAGACUGAAGACCCAGAUAACAUAGAAAAUCUAGAAAUUGUUACAAAGUUUGAUACAACUGAAUACGGUUCAGAUAUCAAGACGACAGAGUUCCAUCCUAAUGAUCCCACCAGAGCUGCUAGUGUUAUAGAUAAUAACGUUGUUCUGUGGGAUAUAUCAGACUCAGAAGGGAAAUGUAUAAAAAGUAUCCAGCUGGAAGGUAAACACAACCCAAAAUUUACCACAGGCAAGUGGAAUCCUCACCAGAAUUGCAACCAGUUUACUACAGCUACAGAGACACAUUUAAAGACCUAUGAUGUCCGAACAGGUGACUUAGCCUGGCACAUUGAUAAUAUUCACCACCAGCUGUUAAGAGACAUAGAUUUCAAUAUGAACAAGCAGUACCACAUUGCUACGUGUGGGGAUGAUGGAUUUGUGAAAAUUUGGGACUUUAGACAGACCAAUAAGCCUGUAUAUUCUAGAAAUGAACAUUCACAUUGGGUAUGGUGUGUUAGAUUUAAUCAUUUCCAUGAUCAGUUGAUUUUGUCAGCUAGUUCUGAUGCUAGAGUACUCCUAUCUAGUGCAGCGAGUGUGAGCUCAGAAAAUAACUCGGAUAUUUGUGCUGCAGAUGAUCCAAAAGAACUAGAAACCAAGCAACUUUUCCUUUAUUACAGAUUGUCGGAUGGUCCCUUGCAAUGGUGUGAACACGAAGACAGUGUAUAUUGUGCAGAAUGGUCUCCAUCUGAACCCUGGGUCUUUGCAUCGUUAAGUUAUGAUGGUAGAUUACUAAUUUCCAGAGUUAAGAGAUCGCUUAAAUACCAAAUUAUGUUAUAAAUGUAACGUUUUUGUUAAUA